Ceraceosorus guamensis is the source of this 1558-nucleotide messenger RNA. RefSeq lists its product as hypothetical. The transcript has a single exon. Gene Ontology annotation, biological process: protein refolding. NCBI's taxonomy places the organism in Eukaryota, Fungi, Basidiomycota, Exobasidiomycetes, Ceraceosorales, Ceraceosoraceae. The record is from RefSeq and is a predicted model, not a curated record. Gene Ontology annotation, cellular component: cytoplasm. The coding region runs from base 179 to 1351 and encodes 390 amino acids.
AUCUGAUCCGAGACGAUCGUCCUCACCCACCCGACAUCACACUUUGCAUCUCAACGAGGCUCUGCGAUCGCUUCAGCAGCUCCAUGUGUCGCCAGUCUCAGCAAGCUUUGACUCCGUAUGCUCGUGGGCAUGCAUAGCUGAUCCACCCUCUGUGACUGGACUUACCCCCUCAGUCAAUAUGACCAGCUUGCACACGUCCGCUCGAUCAGCUCACCACGUCUGUCUCUGGUGCGCAACCAGUACAUCGGCAACGAGCAUCGCAUCAUCCUCACGGCUGACCUUGGAGCGCAAUCCGAGCAAAGCGAAUGGUUUCAUCCGAGCGCAGUCCAGUCUAACUCGCGUCUCGGCAAGGGUGCGACUGGCCGCGAGCCUUCCAGCUCGACCAGACCACAGCUUUGCAGCAUCUCAAAGAGGCGCUCACACAGCUUCUGCAUUGGAAGACGGUCUUUCCGAGGACGAUGCUGCGACUGGAAAUGCUGAGCAGAGGAGUACCUUUGCUCGAAGAUCGAUGAACAGACACGCCGGACAUGCAAGAUCUGCUCACUCGCAAAUCGCUGGCUCGGAAGACAGCAGCCUCAGUGACCUUGCCUUUCCCACCUCUUGCGAUUUCACCCCGUAUGACGUCUUUCAUCUUCCCAAAACUGCAAGCUCUUUGGACAUCAAAGCGCGCUACUACGAUCUGGUACGCUUGUAUCAUCCAGACAAGCAAGCAGCGAAUUAUGUGGAGGGAACACCGUUGACGGCAGAGAUGGAGAGGCAACGUCGUCAAGAGUGGGAAGUGAUGCAACAAGCGUACGAGCUGCUGAAGCAUGAUCAUCGAAGGAGGAGGUACGAUGCGUCGGGAAUCGGCUGGACGGCGGGAAUCGGCAGCGCAGUGCGAGGCUCGACGUCUCCUUGGCACGGAGCACCAAGCGCGAGGAAAGGCUGGGAAUUUAGGGGCAGCGGCCACGACGGCUUCGGCUGGCAAUCCUACGCCAAAGCGCAAGGCUCUCCUCACGACUUUUACGGCUCCAAUCCCGCUCCAGAUCCCAAGAGCGGACCGCGAUACAUGCCCAACGCCCAUUUCUUUCUGGCCGUCGGAGGCCUGACGUGGUCGCUCGCAGCAGUGCAGUACGUGAGGCUGGCCAACGAAUCCAAGGAGCGCAAUGUGCAGCUGGAACAGAAGUCGGCAUUGGCGGCGCAAAGCCUGGAAAGGGCCAGACAGCUGGCAAAGAGCAAAGAGGGAAAGAGUAGACUCGAUAGCUUGCGAAGAAGGGCGCGCGAGCAGCAGCUGCUGGUGAUGGACGACGAGAAUGUUUGCUCGAGCGAAAGCGCUGUGAGCGUCUUGCCCGCGCCGUCUCACAGGUACUAGGAAAGCACAUACACCAGCAUGGUGACCGUACUCAGCCCGUUGCACACCAGCACGCAUUCAAGCAGCACUUCGAGGGAUGCCAUCCGCUUUCAUCCUGCAUUCUCUUUGUUCGAUCUGCAGCAUCCACUGCGAAUAAUGUACAUUACAAUCACUCACCAAGUCCAGGCAGUGCGCAGACAAGGCUACCGCAGAUGAUGGAAGGCAAAA